Molecule: messenger RNA, 2094 nt
Organism: Mytilinidion resinicola
Lineage: Eukaryota; Fungi; Ascomycota; Dothideomycetes; Mytilinidiales; Mytilinidiaceae
Exons: 1
Coding region: 1-2094 (697 amino acids)
Source: RefSeq, a predicted model, not a curated record
AUGGCGCCUCGCACGGGAACCGUGUCCCAUGCCAUCGCUGGUUUACAACAAUUGAAUCCUGCUUCGAAGCGGAAGCACCUUGGCCAGGUCACAGGCAACAAUAUGCACUCUAAGCGCCAACGUCUGGAGGCAGCCUUCCCAAAGGCCACCAUUCCAUCGCACCGUUUCUCGAUCCUCGAAGACCAAGUUCCAGACGUCAAGGACGACGACGACGACGCCGACGAGCAGAAUUACGAUCAUCUCUGGCAUAUUAUCAGGGAACGGAAGGCACAACGAUACCUGAGCGAAGCCGCUAUGGAAAGGUUGGAUCAAGAGAAAGCUGAGGAGACAGGGUCAACGACGACCGCGAAGGCUCGAAAAGAUCAGCAGCUAUUUGCGGAAGAGAUGUUGCAUCCUCGCUGGAUCGCAAUCAAGCGAAACAAGCCAUCCUCGGACCCACAGCACCGACUGCGACAGUUGGUACACGAGUUUUUAAGCCGGAAUGACACCCCGUUCGAAGGCCUUGAGUCGUUGGUUGGGCGGUUGCACGUAAACAUCGACGAGAUCGAGCAAAGACGGAUCCGCUCCCGGUUGGAGUAUCUGAAUGCCUCGCACGCAUCUGAGGCACAAUGGGAAUCGGACCUAUGGAGACACUGGUUUCUAAAAGGGUCGGUCCAAACACCGGACAGCGAUCCUAUUGAGAGUAAGCCCUUCAUGGGUCGCGUUGUCCAGGCCAAGAUGUCUCUAUCAAUUAGAAGGGGCGCAGUGCUCCCUCCGCUGCUGGCCUCGGCGGAUGAUCGAAGAGCAUCUGGGUUGCAUGUCGCAAAGAUUCCAUGGGAUCCAGACCUGAGAAAGAAUAAAGGCAAUCAAGAGCGUUGGUAUCCGGAUUAUCUUUAUGCGGUUUCUCAGUCCUCACUUGCCACUCGUGGAAACGACUACUAUGCGCAUGAAGUGGAGAACACGCUACCCGCCUUUCGAAUCGCUCAACACAGUUAUCUCCCUGCAAGCUGGCUUGCAGAAAUCAAGUCCGCGGAUACCGAACUCAACCACCUUGCAGCAGAGAACUACCUCGCCUUUAUGAGCGCCUACCUCCUGCAUGAACGGCUCAUCCUCCGUUGGCUGACGAAGAACAACUGCAAGGGCUCCAUAAAUGCUGUCGAAAUCGACGAUAGCCUUGCAAUUCACUGCAUUUCUUGCUGUGGCCCAAUUUGUAAAAUCUGGCGAAUGUCGAUUCGACCAAGGCCGGAUCCGUCAAGCUCACCCCUCAAACCAGUGAGAUAUGACAUGCAACGCCUUGAUACACUUGAUAUCCGAAACAACCGAGGGGUUAGCCGACUUGGUGACUGGAUCAACAUACUAAAUGCAUUUGGUUUGACUGCCCAGCUGGGAGGUAUUGCCGCAGACCUUGAGGCAAUAGAUGCUAACCCACCGGUAUCUGACGAAUACUCCUGGGCCUCCGAGAAAGGCUUUGUGUAUAACCCCGUCUCGGAAGGCAACUCGGAAGGCAUUCAUAUUCUGGCUGUACCGUUGAAAGAACUUCGCAACGCAUACACAAAGGGCACCAUUAAAGCCGACGAAUACAUCGGGAACAAAGUCGUUCAAGAAUGGAAUAGCGAAGGCGUCCCUCUUGAGGUUGACAUUACCCUGCCGAAGCAUCUCCCAACACCUCCUAGUUCACACGAACCAAGUGCAUCCACUUCUGAGCAAGCAGUCGAGGCAAAUGCUAUUCAGCGGGCCUCAUUGUCUAUUCAUGCCAACGCAUCGACUUGGACAGCACACAUUACUGACACUGAGUUUACCAAAUUCAGCCGUAAGGGGCUUGUCGUCAUGGCCAGCGCCUUUUCCUCUCGUAUCACUGGCCCCAGUCAGAGUGCCCCCGCAAGCAAUGCUUCCAAGGAGGCUCUUGUUACCUACCUCGUUAGCGUACAGACUCAGCUAGGUACGGGUUUGGAUGCCGCGGUUGUGUGGAAGAGAAUGGGCUUACAGCGUGGCGACGUGAAAAAGCUUCGAGUGGAGACGUUGCGCAUCGCUUGUGUGGACCUGGGUGGCGAGAGUAUAGGCAAGACGAAACCGGAGCUAGCUGACAUGGUAGAAGAGUUACUAGAGCUGGAAUAG